This is a messenger RNA of Penicillium paradoxum, 648 nucleotides long. RefSeq lists its product as uncharacterized. Bases 1 to 648 code for a protein of 215 amino acids. Lineage: Eukaryota; Fungi; Ascomycota; Eurotiomycetes; Eurotiales; Aspergillaceae. The transcript has 3 exons. The record is from RefSeq and is a predicted model, not a curated record.
AUGGAGCUCGAUGAGAUGGAGGAAGACCUGAAGUCCUUCGGUGUUCUGAAAAGCGAGAAAAGAAAGCAUGAAAGACUAAAAGCGACAAUAUAUCGAGUGCGGAACUCAGUGACGGUUGUUUUUGAUAAAGAGCGCCAUGAAAAGCGCCUGACAAAGCUGCGCGAAAGCACCAUGGAUAUACAUACGCUCCGAAUACAAACAGAGGAGCUGUUGAAGAAAAGGUCAAACACAUCCAGUCCAUCGCAACUUCGAAAAAGGUUGCCGCAUCAGUAUUCCUCCGUCCAAAAAGUAUCGCAAACCCUACACGAAGCUCUGUCCAAUGCGUGGGUUUGUCCAUACACGGGACAUAAGACCCAUUAUGGAAGGCUCUGCGUCGAAGCUCAGGUGCAAGAUAUGGUUCGACUUGAUCUAGCCCUGUCUUACAAGCCGUAUCAGCACAACACUGACUCAAAUACGAGAAAUGAAAAAUACGAUGAUCAUGUUUGGGUUUACGUUCAAUCAUCCAAAAUUCAGACUACAUCCGUGGGACCGAUGCAAGAAAAGUUGAUCGACACUAUCUCUCCUUAUGACGGCCUCGCAUCAGCUCUUUAUUUAAACCAGACAGAUGCAGAUUCAUCUCUUACUUUCCAGCGCGUGACUCAGUCGUGA